UGCAAUAUAAUUGCAAUAUAAUUGUAAUAUUAUUGCAAUAUUAUUGCAACUAAUAUUAGGUAAUCGAUUUUAUGAUUGUAACUGAAGUUACAAGCAUGCUUUCAUUGGACUUUAUACUGCAGUGUAAGUGCGGCCAGGCAGGUUUCUUCGGCGCACGUUAGACAUGGCUUGCAUGAGCCCAGCAAACCUGUCUGGCCACACAAGAUACCCGUGCAAAAAUAACAUAGUUAUUUAUAAGUAAAGACUCAUAAAAUUUUAUUAAUGGUGAAUAUAUGUGCAAUGAAACGAAAUUUUUUUAAUAGAAAGUACGAGAGAAGAACUUUACAUUUUACGGCUGAGUCUACUUCUUCUGAAGAGGAAAUUACUAAUAGUAGUUCUCAGUCCGACUGUAGCAAUACAGAUGAUAAUGUUAAUGAUGGUAGUUUUACCCAAGAGACAGAAGAAAUUGUAUCUAUAGUAUCUGAGGAAGAAAAUCAAAUUCUAGUAUCUGAGGAAGAAUCGAGUGCUUCCAUCUUUCAGUUCUUUAGUUCUAAUCCAUUUGAAUGUUCUUUAUUGGACUCAAUUGUUAACAAAAAGUUUAUGUUUUUAACCUUGUUGUAUUUAAUGAUUAGCAAUUCAUUUACUGAAAUCGCAUUUGAUAGAUUUUUGAAGACUUUGCUGAUUUUUCGCUGUAUAAAUGACAUGCCGUCAUCUCAUAAAAUGAUUCGUAGAUUUGUUACUAAAAAUAUAUUCUCCCAUACUGAACCAACGCAUAAAUAUUAUUGCCAUAAUUGCUGCACAGCUUUAGUUGACACGUGUAAAAUAAAUACUCAUUGUUCAUCCCAUAUCUUUAUAUUGGAUAUCAUUAGCCAAAUGAAACUUGUUUUAUUUCUGAAUUUGGAUGCAAUUAAAUCAUAUCAAUUGGAAAUUAUGUCAGGUAAAAGAAAGAGUGAUUUUAUUUCUAGACCAAAUUUUGUUGAAAAUAUGAAGUCUGCAAAUGUUUUACAUAUUCAUUUAUUGAUGUCAACAGAUGGUGGAGAACCAUACACAAAAAAAAAGAUUACAAUGUGGCCAUUUCAUGCUAUUAUUUUAGAUUUACCAUCUUAUAAACGAUUCCUAUUUGAAAAUACACUACUUCUUGGUUUAUGGUUCUCAUUAUUAAAACCUAAUUGGAAUGCUUAUUUAAAAGUAAUUAAAUUAUUGAUUGUUAUUUUUUAUUUUAAAAGUAGUUGUCAAUGGAAUUACGAGUACAUCAAUGGAAAACUGUUUGAAACACCCCUUGAAAUUAACAAUAUCCAAGUAUUUAUUCAUAUUGUUGGUUUUGUUUUCGAUUUGCCUGCAGUGGCUUCAAUCAUCAAUCAUAAGCAGUAUAAUGGUGAAUUUGGAUGUCACUAUUGCGAACAUCCUGAUAGAACAAUUGAAAGAAAACAUGGUUCCGCUAGAAUUUAUUCACAUUCAGAUACAAAUUAUAAUCUUAAAACAUCUGAAAUGUAUGCCAUAUAUGCUAGAUUAGCCGAAAAAUCAAAAGUAUCUGUAUUUGGAAUUAAAGACUCAAACAUCUUUAGUGACAUUUCAUUUAUUAAAGUGCCAGAUAUGAUACUUAAUGAUGUGUUACAUUUGUUUUACGAAAAUUGCUCAAAAAAGCUUUUAGUUUGUUUAUUUUCUGUUACCAAUAAACACGAAUCAUUUUUUAUUGGUAGUGCAAAAUUAAAUGCUAUGGAAAUCUUACUUGCUGAUUAAAAAAUGCCACAUAACAUGCCCAAGCCAUUAACUAUUAAAUCAUUCACACAUUGGAAAGGCCAUGACUUUAAAAACUUUAUUUUAUACUUAGCAGUUCCAUAUUUUUUACCAUAUUUGAAUCCUGACUGCAUGAUGAUGAUUUAUUCUCUAGUAAUUGGUAUGCGUUUGUGUAGCAGUGAAAUAUGUUUAGAUAAGGUGUUGCUUAUUAGUCAGCUGUUUAACUUUUAUCAAAAAUCAUUGUCUGAGUUGCUUCCUUUAUAUAUGAAUACUAUAAAUGUUCAUUUGCUUGGUCAUGUUAGCGAUAUUAUUAAAAUGCAUGGAAGUGUUACAAAUUACUCAAUGUUUUGUUUUGAAGCUCGGCUAAGUAAUUAUAAAAAAAUGAUGAAGGGAACACAUGGUCAUCCACAACAGAUUGUACAAAAAUUUCUUGACUUCAAAACAGCUUCUUGUUUUUUGCAAACAACAGAUCAUCCUAAAAAAGUUGAAGUUUGUAAAGCAUUAAAUAUUGGCAUUAUUGAACAAGAAGAAUUGCAGUUGUUAAAUCCGGGCAGAUUGUUGAAACAUGGUACUGUUUACCAUUCAAAAGGUUAUGGCAAACAUAACAGCUACACUUGUCAAUUUGGACAUAAUAAGUUUGGUAUCAUAUUAGAUUUUCCUUUAGUUGACAAUGUAAUACAUGUUCAGUUACAACUAUUGAAUGUGAAGUGUAAGUUAGUUUCUACUUUUGGUGAUAUGAUUGGAAUUUUGGAAAUUAACUUUGAUGAUGACUUUUUUUUUAUUGUUGAACAAACAAAAAACAUUGUUGUUAUUUCAGCUGACACUUUAGUCUGCAAGUGUAUAUUAAUUAAAAGUAAAUUAGAUACAAAAGAUGUAUUAAUUUUGACACCAUUGAAAGAACUUUUCCAAUAUGCUUAG
Hydra vulgaris (swiftwater hydra) is the source of this 2634-nucleotide messenger RNA. The record is from RefSeq and is a predicted model, not a curated record. Lineage: Eukaryota; Metazoa; Cnidaria; Hydrozoa; Anthoathecata; Hydridae.